CCUACGUGGUCAUGACCAAUCUACUGCUCAUUUUCCACACCGGCAUAAUAGUUUAUAAAAUUAUAUUUGCUGCUACCGCAGAUCACUGAAUACUUCCCAAUUUACAUGUGCAUCAACGUUUACAAUGGCACCUACUUAGCCUUAUAAUCAAAUAUUAUUCAUAGAAAAUCCAACCUUCUCCUUUUUACAUUUGAACUUCAAUCUUUAUUGCAAACUUUCACCUUUAAACUAUACAUAUCUCCUUUAUAAAUCUCAUUAAGGUAUCAACUUCUAACAAUACAUAUUUCAACAUUUCACAAACUUUCUUUUUGUGUUUCUAAUCUACCGUGAUCUAUCUACAACCAUGAUUACCGGUAAGGAUAUGUACGAUGUUUUCUCCGCGAUUGUACCGUUAUAUGUUGCUAUGAUAUUAGCAUAUGGUUCAGUUCGUUGGUGGAAAAUCUUCACACCAGAUCAAUGUUCUGGUAUAAACCGUUUCGUGGCGGUUUUCGCAGUUCCGUUACUAUCUUUCCAUUUCAUAUCUUCCAAUGAUCCGUAUGCUAUGAAUUACCAUUUCAUAUUAGCAGAUUCACUUCAAAAAGUAGUUAUUCUUGCUGCUCUUUUCCUAUGGAACAUGUUCACAAAAAACCAAGAUAGUCUUGAUUGGACUAUUACACUUUUCUCACUUUCAACUCUUCCCAACACACUUGUUAUGGGAAUCCCUCUUUUAACAGCUAUGUAUGGUGAUUUCUCAGGAAAUCUCAUGGUGCAAAUUGUUGUUCUACAAAGUGUUAUUUGGUAUACUCUCAUGCUUUUCUUGUUUGAAUAUAGAGCUGCUAAACUUCUUAUCACAGAACAGUUUCCUGAAACUGCAGCCUCUAUAACUUCAUUCAAAGUUGAUUCUGAUGUUGUUUCGCUCAACGGUAGAGAACCGCUUCAAACCGAUGCUGAGAUAGGUGAAGAUGGUAAACUUCAUGUUGUUGUGAGAAGAUCAACUACUAACUCUAUGGUAUCUGGAUCUUUCAACAAAUCUCAUUUACACAACAUGACGCCACGAGCUUCGAAUCUGACCGGUGUUGAGAUAUAUUCGGUUCAAUCCUCAAGAGAACCAACGCCAAGAGCUUCUAGUUUUAACCAAACUGAUUUCUAUGCAAUGUUUCAAAGUAAAGCGCCGAGUCCGAAACACGGUUACACAAAUAGUUUUCAGAGUAACGGUGAUGUUUAUUCUAUGCAAUCAUCGAAAGGAGCGACGCCAAGGACUUCGAAUUUCGAAGACGAGACGCUGAAGAUGAAUAAGAAGAGAGGAGCUAGAAGUAUGAGUGGUGAGUUGUUUAAUAUCAAUAAUGGUUCUUACCCUCCUCCGAAUCCAAUGCUUUAUGGUUCUACAAGUACUGGAAGAAAGAAGAAAGAUAGCAUUGGUGGUGGAAAUGGAAAUGGAAAUGGAAAUGGUAAUGGUAAUGGUAAUGGACCUAACAACAAAGAGUUACACAUGUUUGUUUGGAGUUCAAGUACUUCACCUGUUUCUGAAGGGAAUCUUAAACAUGCAGUUAAUAGACCUGCCUCUACUGAUUUUGGAGCCAUUGAUCCUUCAAAAUAUGUUCCACAUGGAAACACUGUUUCAUCAAAAGGUGUUAAUGAAUUGAUUGAGAACAUGAGUCCUAGAGAAAGGGAUAUUGAACUUGAUGAAGGAACAAAGUCUCCAUAUAUAAGCCAGCAUAAGAAAAUGGACUUUGAAGGAGAGAAUGUAAACAAAAACAAACAGAUGCCACCAGCAAGUGUCAUGACAAGGCUCAUUCUCAUCAUGGUUUGGAGAAAACUCAUCAGAAAUCCAAAUACCUAUUCAAGUCUUAUAGGCCUUGUUUGGUCUCUUAUAUCAUUUAGGUGGCACAUUGAAAUGCCGUCGAUUGUAAAAGGUUCAAUCUCGAUACUAUCAGAUGCUGGACUUGGAAUGGCUAUGUUUAGUUUAGGUUUGUUCAUGGCAUUACAGCCUAAGCUGAUUGCAUGUGGUAAAAGAGUUGCAACAUUUUCUAUGGCGGUUAGGUUCUUAACCGGACCAGCUGUGAUCGCGGCAACCUCAAUCACUGUUGGUAUCCGCGGAGCUCUCUUACAUGUUGCAAUUGUUCAGGCUGCUCUUCCACAAGGUAUUGUUCCAUUUGUGUUUGCCAAAGAAUACAAUCUUCAUCCAGAUAUACUCAGUACUGCGGUUAUAUUUGGAAUGUUGAUUGCAUUGCCUAUAACAAUACUCUACUAUGUGAUUCUUGGAGUAUAGUCUAUUAUUUUGGGAGGAAAUGUAUUAUUAAUUGUUAGGUGAUAUUGAAUUUUAUUAGAGAAGGAAUGUGAAAUUCAUGAUAUACAGUAUAGCAGAAUGCUAAAUAUAUAUUCAUUUUUAUUUGGUUCCACAUUUUUAGCUGAUCAAUGUAGCAACUUGCUUUUAAUUUUUACUCUUUUAGGUCAGUUAAUAUUAAAAACAGUUUUGAAUGUGACUUAUAGUAUUGGAUUUUAGCUACUCAAACGGUAAAUGAUUAAUAAACCAAAGUUAGUAUUAAAGAAAGUUCUGAAAGUUACUUAUUGUUCAACUUUCUUUUUCAAAAUAGUUUGGCUACUAUCCAAUUGCAUGGGAUCUUGUUCAAUAUUUAUUAAAAUAAAUACUUAAAAAUGAUUGUCUUUAGCC
Molecule: messenger RNA, 2650 nt
Organism: Vicia villosa (hairy vetch)
Lineage: Eukaryota; Viridiplantae; Streptophyta; Magnoliopsida; Fabales; Fabaceae
Product: auxin efflux carrier component 2-like
Exons: 5
Coding region: 344-2248 (634 amino acids)
Biological process (GO): auxin export across the plasma membrane; auxin polar transport
Cellular component (GO): endoplasmic reticulum; plasma membrane
Molecular function (GO): auxin efflux transmembrane transporter activity
Source: RefSeq, a predicted model, not a curated record